AUGAAUUAAUUACAUCAUAACAACUCUAGUAUAUUUCCUUUGAUUAAUCAGUUGCCUUUGAAUUAAAAUGAAAGAUAUCUGUAUGCAUAAUUAUAUGGAGUUAAUUACUAAUAAUAACAAUAAUAAUAAUAAUAAUAAUUUAAUUAUAAUUAAGACUUUAAUCCUUAUUUAAGUUCAUUGAAUUACGGCUAUUAAAGUAAUUUUAUUCCAGCAUAUUCUACUAAUUAAAAAUUACCAUAUAUUUAAUCUUAGAUUAUAGAUCCUUUACCAAUAAAUUAUAAUUUAGGAUUGAUGGUUCAUUAACCUUAAAGUUAAAUUAGAUUAGCAUUUGAUUUAUCAGAUUUUGGAUUACCUAAAGAACCACCUAAACCAUAAAGAGUAAUUGUAAAAAAGAAAAUACCUGAACCUAUUUAUAAACCACCAGAAUUUGAUUAUUUUGAAUAAGCGGAAAUCCCUAAAAUAUAUUUAUCUAAUGAAUAAUAGUUUAGAAUUAUUAAAAAUAAAGAAAAUUUUGCUAAAAGAAAAUUAGAGUCUUUGGAUAAGGAAAUUUAAUUAGAAAAGAUUAAAUUUCAAACUACUAGACAUUAAUAAAAUAAAGAAGAUAUUUCAAAUUAAGAUAAACAAAAUAAAGUGGAAGAGAAAUCUUAGGAUGAGUAAUAAAUUGAGAAAUAAAAUGAGAAGAAAAAAAGAAGACUAGCUAAAAAACUCAAAGAAGAUAAGAAUCAAAAAAGAGAAGUUGGAAAUUAUAAAAAACCUUGUAUUAUAAAAUUUAAGAAAGUUGUAAGAAGAGUUAAAAAUAUGUUGUGGUUUGGUUAGAAUUAUAUUAAAACAAUGAAAAAUUAAAUUUAAAAAAACAAAGAAGAAUAAUAAAAGAAAUACUAAAAUAACUAAAAAGAAGUCAGUGAAAUGAUGUAAGAUAAUAUAUUUGAUGCAAUUUAUGAUUUUGUAUUGGAAUUGGUAAAUACAACUGAUUCUUUAACUGUGUAAAUUGGGUAGGAUAAAUAGAAUACGUAAAGUAAAAAAAAAAUAAGUGCAUUACUAGAUAUGUUAUCAACUAAUUUAAUAAAAGAUUUUAAAGUUGAAGAAAUUAUUGUUGGACAAUUAGCAAUGAUAAUGAAUAAUAUUAUUUAAUCAUAUUAGUUUCCACCUUAAAAAGCAUAUAGUAAAUUUGAAAUUUUAAGAAUUCCAACUACUUAAUUUGGUAGUUUAGGAGAAAUGAAUGAGAAUUGUUAAAAAAUGAUUUUGAUGAUAUUUAUUGUUCUAAAAUAAAUUACAUUUAAUUUUAUUUUUAGAGCUUGGGAAUAACAUCCUGAUCAAUCAUAAGAUAAUCAUUAAUAAUUAUUAAGAAUAUAAUAGAAUUCAACAAUAAUAACAUCUAUUAUUCAUGAAUUAAUUAUAAAAUGGAUAGAAAAGAAUGUUCCCAUUCAAAACGAUUUAAAGUUAUAGGAAUUAGAAAAAAACUUUUAAUUUUAUUCUAAACCCUUGACUACAGAAAAAUAAUAGCCAAAUAAAGAGUAUCCAGUCAGUUUCUUAAUUGAUGGAGUUAUGGCUUCUACUUUGGUGUAGAAAUAUAUUAAUAACAAUAAGGGAGAAAAAGAACCAUGGAUUGUAAAAUUUGAAGAUACUAUUUAAAAAUUUAUUAAUUCAAUAUUAUAACAACUCAAUAAAGAAUAUACACAAGCUAAAAAACUAAUUAAAAAAUAGAAAUUAUCUGAAAUGAUGAAUAAUUAUAUUAAUUCUAAAUGA
This is a messenger RNA of Paramecium sonneborni, 1746 nucleotides long. Lineage: Eukaryota; Ciliophora; Oligohymenophorea; Peniculida; Parameciidae. The record is from the annotation of a GenBank genome assembly.